Messenger RNA from Ectocarpus siliculosus, 1320 nucleotides. The record is from the annotation of a GenBank genome assembly. NCBI's taxonomy places the organism in Eukaryota, Phaeophyceae, Ectocarpales, Ectocarpaceae.
UGUCACCCUGCGGCGUAGGAGACGUCUCGAUCAGCACGCAAACACUCUGCCCAAGGAACCCCCUGCGUUGACGCAAAGCAGACGGCCACCCAUCCUCUCCCGGCACCUCGUCCAGUCGAAUAGAGAAACGCUGAUACUACCAUGCACGGAGCUCUAGCAACCCUCGGUUUGGUUGUUGCCAUGAUGGCAUCAGUCUCGAACGCGUUCGUAGUCCCUGGGCCCUCCCAGGUCGUCUCUGGGCGAUCUACACGGGCCUCCACAUCCCAGGUGAUUGUGAUGGGCAGGGGCGACACGCGCACAACGAAGGGCAAGCGCAUGAGGCACUCGUACGGGAAGUGCCGUCCCCAGAAGCAAAAGGAGGUGGUCUACUUCGAGGGCGAGAUCGUGAAGAAGGCGGCCCCCGUUGCGAGGAGGUGGGAGAACAUCGAGUACGACGAGGCCUCCAUGCCCAAGCCGGCCCCCGUCGAAGCAGCCGCCGAAGAGGUGACGGAGGCGGAGGAAGCCGAUUCGGCUGUCGAAGAGGCUUCGGCACCCGACGGAGACGCGGAGGAGGCGGUCGCUGAGGAGGAAGCCGCACCGGCUGCCGAGUAGGCUGCCGUGGGGCAGACAUGAUUGCUACUGAUAGUUUGAUUGUACGGUUUCGAGGAUGUGGCGGAGGAGGAGGGGUGAGUUGGAUACACAGCAGCAGCCCUGAUGCGUUAGGUCGGCGAGUCGAAGGUGUCCCGCGUUGUGGAAACAGUACCCGGCGUUCACUUGUUGGGGUGUCGAGUUGUGAUGAAGAAGUACCUAUGGACGGCGAUAGACGAGAAGGAAGGGGCGAACAUCCACCUGCGCAUGGAGGAAGGAAUUACUCCCCGUGCGAUAAUUUCGUCUUCCGCCGUGACAGAAUUGUUGUCAUCCCUGCGUAUGGUCUUUGUUGGUGAUUAGGUGACGUAGAAUACCGGAUCCUAUAUUUAGUGGCGUCUGUCAGCAGGGUCUUGUAUGUCGAAGGCGGGAAUGUAGCGUGCCACCUGCAGGAGGGUUCGUGUAGAUGCGAGCCUCAAAAGAACCGUCUCGAACGGUAUUAAUGCGUUUUUCUCCUUAAGCUUACGGAGAAAGCGCGGUGCGUGUUGCGUCGAUUGUAGACCAUCGCGACACAAUUUUUGGAGAGAAAUAGUUGUCCGAACCGGGGUGCAUGUAACAGUUUUUCACGUGGUCUAUCCAAGAUGAAACCAAAACACCGUCACCAUCACGCUUGAAGACAUGGUAUGGUAUGGAAUAUGGUCCGUUGCAGCAUGCCCCGGUAGUUGUCCGGCCUUUAAAGUAUUUCCGACGAACCUG